Auanema sp. JU1783 is the source of this 918-nucleotide messenger RNA. Lineage: Eukaryota; Metazoa; Nematoda; Chromadorea; Rhabditida; Rhabditidae. The record is from the annotation of a GenBank genome assembly.
AUGAACCAGAACGUCACUGAGUUAGCAGCCGCAACCGAAGAAAGAGUUUACUACUUAUGCAGUGCCUUCAUCAUACUGGCUUCUACAUUAGGAAUUAUUUUUAACACUCUUGCUUUUCGUCGAAUGACGAGAACUUAUAGACAAGCCUAUAUAUUCAUAACGCUAUGUAUGAUAAAAGCCUUAACCAACGGUAUAGUUCUAAUUAUCUUCUUACUAUAUGUUGCGAGCUUAACUAUCAUCAAAAGCAAUAACCUGCCAGAUUUUGUAAACAAUCUUAUUGGUGGCGUAGAGGGUGCUGCUUACUUCGCAGGUAGAAUGGCUCAAGUAUUGAUAGCUAUAAACAGUUGUUACGUGGUAUUCAAUCCAUUACGAUCUACCAACCAUUUAAUAACUAUGUUUAUUUGCGGCAUUCCCAUAGUACUAGGUGCAACCUAUGGAAUCCCUAGACUAGUAUCUUCAUCUUGCAUGUACUAUUAUGCCCCUAAUAUCCUAUCCUGGCUUUACACUGAAAAGCCAUGUGCUUUGCUGAUGAGAGAGAUAGUAAACAACGUUCUCAAUGGUACUAUGACACUUUCAGCGCUUUGUCAUCUUACAACUUUCCUCAAAAUAUGUUAUGAGCUGCAUAAAAAUAAGUUUAUAUCAUCUGAAGAAACUUCAAAACGCCUCAGUCGCUCACGUUGGAAGCUUUUCCAGUGCGUAUGUCAGGAUGCCCUAUUCGCUCUCGACAAUAUGCUGUAUCAGAGCUUAUCUAACCAAAUUCCGCUGUGGCAAAGAUUUUUUUGUAACACAUAUUUCUGGAAUCUGGCUCAUGGCGUCGAUGGUUUCAUUAUGUUCGUGAUUGAUAGGAAAGCACAUGUAUCUCCCAGGAUACCGACAGUGCAUUCCGUUCAACGAAGGUCAACAAUCCAUACUCGUUGA